UCAAUUUUUCAAUCCAUUCGCUCCCACUCAACCAUAUUCAUUCGGACUGACCUUCCCAUCACUGCUAGCUCCACUUCCACUUUGAGUCGCCGAUAUAGUUAGUUCCUCCAUUGCCGAUCGAUCAGGCCAUCAAGGAGGAAGACGAAGGGGGGCCGUCGACGUCGCUGCAUCACGUCGGGUUCACGGCGACCAAGAAGACUGCAUGGACAUCCGGAUGAACGCUACCCAGCGCAGCAGGCUUCAGACCAAAGCUCCUACGGUCGUCAAAGCACACACUGUCGAUGUUGCUCACAGCGACCAAGAAGAAGACUACACGGCCGCGGACAUCACCCUGGAGAACGCUAUCGAGCGCCAAAAGCUUCGGAUCAGGGCUCGCCGCGCUUCCUGCGCCGCAGAUCACCAGGCUCCUCUACCGGUACAGAAUCCAGCAUCACUUCCUCCAGCUGCGCCUGCGCAUCGCGCAGGGACAAAGAGGCAAGCAACCUGGCCGCCUCCUGCUGUCUCCGGCGUUCGACAGCCGCCGCUGGCACCGCCGAGGCAGCAAUACCAGGAGCAGCAACCGCAGAUGCAGUACGUGGCAGCGCCGGCGCAGGCACAGCAACCGCGGGCGCCGCCAGCGCAGGUGCCCCCACUCCAGAAGCAGAGGCCACAGCCGCACGCUACGCCAGCGGCCGCCAGAACGCCGCCUCCGCAGGUGACUACCAGCUCCAAGCCGCCACUUCACCCAAGGUCCCCAGCCAACCCGGCGGCAGGCAACACGCCCUCCAUCGUUUGCCGCGUCUGCGGCGUGCCGUGCAUGACGGCGUUCAACCUCAGGCAGCACGAGGACGGGAGGAAGCACCGGAACAAUGUGGCCAACGCCGCCGGUGAGGUAAACGUGCGGUGCGAGAUGUGCGACGUGGUCCUCUCAGGCAAGCUCAACGUCCAGGAGCACUACGCCGGCAAGCACCACCUCCAUCGGGUCUUCGCCUCCGGUGCCAGUGGCACCGCCGGUGAGAUAAUCGUGCGGUGCGAGAUGUGCGACGUGCUCAUCUCAGGUGAGCUCAACGUCCAGGAGCACUACGCCGGCAAGAACCAUCUCCGUCGGGUCUUCCUCUCCGGUGCCAGUGGCACCUCCGGCAACCCAGCAACCUGACAUGGCCAUUCUGUUACCCAGUCGUUUUUUAACAUUAAACUGUUCUGUUCGAGCACCAGCUCCAGUAAGUGGGCAUAUAUUACUGCAUCCACAGUGUCAGUCUGACUGCUAAAUUCAUCAUUUGGAUACUGUAACGGAUUAUAUUUGUACCC
This is a messenger RNA of Triticum dicoccoides, 1287 nucleotides long. Its product is annotated as transcriptional activator ptaB-like. Lineage: Eukaryota; Viridiplantae; Streptophyta; Magnoliopsida; Poales; Poaceae. The transcript is spliced from 3 exons. The coding region runs from base 203 to 1135 and encodes 310 amino acids. The record is from RefSeq and is a predicted model, not a curated record. Gene Ontology annotation, molecular function: nucleic acid binding; zinc ion binding.